UUAUCUUCAGGCUCCUCUAUCAUUUUGUAUGGGUCCAAAGGAUGGACGUUUCCAGAACAGGACGUUAAUUUAACGUUGUCGUACCCCACUUCGGAUACAGAAAUACGGCGAAACAUAGACAACUACGUGAUAACUGGCUACGAAGUUCUCUUGUUCACGGACGGCACGGAGUGCGCGGGCUCCAUAGCAUCGGGAGGGUUAAUAAGGCUACAAAUAAAAAUAGAGAAAGACUACGUUAUAACAGGGUACCUGGUGAUAUUGUUCACGGACGGCUUGCGAGGCGGCGCCUACAUACAAUCUGGAGGGAUACUGCAGGACACCAUAAGCCUGACGUUCAUCAGCGAGGGUAUAACGACCCUUUCAUACCAGUUCUGGCUGUAUGGAGCCCAGCGGAGCAGCAUACCAGCGGAAGAAUACAACUACGUCAUGUGUUAA
Messenger RNA from Cydia fagiglandana, 435 nucleotides. RefSeq lists its product as uncharacterized. The annotation marks the transcript as partial. Lineage: Eukaryota; Metazoa; Arthropoda; Insecta; Lepidoptera; Tortricidae. The record is from RefSeq and is a predicted model, not a curated record. The transcript has 4 exons.